AUGGCAGCUGUGACAGGUUCUGCUGCCGUGAAAUCUGCCAAGUCCGGCAAAAAGUAUCGCACCGUGAAGCGACACACUGGAAUCUACACCUACCAGGAGCCACCCCACAGCAACUCGGAUGAUGAUAUCAGUGAAGAAAAGUCUGAGAGCCACGACCCAGAGCAGAUCUUUCAGAACAUCCAGUACCAGAAGGAGAUUAUGUCCAAUAUCCGCUGCCGACCAUGGCCAAUGAGGCAGAAGCUAAGGGCACUCAGGCAGGCGAAGGAGAUCGUGCUGAAGUACGAGGGGAGGCUCACCAGAACGAGAGGUUACCAAGCUGCUGGUGCAGAGCUUUGGAGGAAGUUUAUUCGACUUGCUUAUAAUUUUGUGGUAAUCUUUAUUCCUUGGGAAAUGAGAAUAAAGAAAAUUGAGAGUCAUUUUGGGUCUGGAGUUGCCUCCUACUUCAUCUUCUUGAGAUGGCUGUUUGGAAUCAAUAUUGUACUUACCAUAAUGACAGGAGCAUUUGUAGUCUUACCAGAGAUACUGGCUGGAGCACCAUUCGGCAGCACGGUCAGCAAGACCAUUCCCAAGGAGCGCAUUGCAUCUGCUCAAGACCUGGACACCAUCUGGUCACUAGGGGGCUACCUCCAGUACUCUGUUUUGUUUUAUGGCUACUAUGGCAGCGACAGGAAGAUUGGGAAAGCAGGAUACAGGCUGCCUCUUGCCUACUUCCUGGUUGGAAUGGCAGUGUUUGCUUACAGCUUCAUCAUUCUUCUAAAAAAAAUGGCAAAGAACUCAAGAAUGAGUUUAGCAAGUGCCUCUGAUGAAAAUUACACUUUCUGUUGGAGACUGUUCUGUGCUUGGGACUAUUUGAUAGGAAACCCUGAGGCUGCAGAGAGCAAAACUGCUGCCAUAGUUAACAGCAUUAGGGAAGCUAUAUUGGAAGAGCAGGAAAAGAAGAAAAGCAAAAACUUGGCAGUGACUAUAAGCUUAAGAAUUAUUGCAAACAUCCUUGUGCUUCUCUCACUUGCUGGAAGUAUUUAUAUCAUCUACUUUGUUGUGGAUCGGUCCCAAAGGUUAGAGCGCACCAAAAAGGAAUUGACCCUUUGGGAAAAAAAUGAGGUAAGCGUAGUUGUGUCACUGAUCACAAUGAUUGCACCCUCUGCUUUUGAGUUGGUGGCAGCUCUGGAGAUGUAUCAUCCAAGGACCACUCUUCGCUUCCAGCUUGCCAGGGUUCUUGUUCUAUACCUGGGAAACCUCUACAGUUUAAUCAUUGCUCUCCUGGAUAAAGUGGACAGUAUGAGUGGCACUAAUUCCAUUCAUUGUGAUAUAUAUGAAGUCAGAAGUAAUUCUACCACCUCCUUAGCGACCAAAACUCUUUCUAAGAACGACGAUUUUACUAUUCCUGAUGUACAAAUUAAGAGAAACAGCAUUGUCACCUUGGAAGAACAUCGCAUUCAAGGCUUGAUGGUCUCUGACUCACUGGUUAACAAAACAAUUGCCUUUAACACUCAGAACCAACAAGAUCAGUGCUGGGAGACCUAUGUUGGUCAGGAAAUGCUCAAACUUUCCAUUAUCGACAUGAUUUUCACAGUUGCAAGCAUCCUGCUAAUUGAUUUUUUCCGUGGCCUGUGCGUUCGAUAUUUAAGUGAUUGCUGGUGCUGGGAUCUAGAAAGCAAAUUUCCAGAAUAUGGAGAAUUCAAAAUUGCAGAGAAUGUAUUGCAUUUGGUCUACAACCAAGGAAUGAUCUGGAUGGGAGCUUUCUUUUCACCUUGCUUACCAGCAUUCAAUGUCCUCAAGUUGAUUGGACUCAUGUACCUGAGGAGUUGGGCUGUGCUAACAUGCAAUGUACCACAUCAGCAGGUUUUCAGAGCAUCUCGAUCCAAUAAUUUCUAUUUGGCUAUGUUGCUGUUUAUGUUGUUCUUGUGCAUGUUACCAACAAUUUUUGCUAUUGCCCGAUAUAAGCCAUCUUUGAACUGUGGUCCCUUCAGUGGUCAAGAAAAAAUAUACGACAUUGUUUCUGAAACAAUUAAAAAUGAUUUUCCUGCAUGGUUCAACACAGUGAUUACUUAUGUCAGCAGUCCUGUGGUUGUCCUCCCUGCACUACUACUCUUAUUCAUGCUAAUCUACUACCUACAAAGCAUUGCAAGAUCAUUAAAAUUCACCAACAAUCAACUGAGAAUGAAGAUCCAAGCAGAAAGAACUGAAGAUAAGAAAAAGGUGGUUCAGAUGGUAGUAGGUAAAGACCUGGAUAGCUCCUGUAAUCAUUUCUGUUUUCCAGCCAGAAUCCAAAAUCUGGAUGGUAAUGACAAGAGACCAGACCAUGAAGGUGAUAUUAUCAGCCAGGAGUCUUCUGUUCGGUCCUCAACUCCCCGAAGGAAUGGCAGUGUGUUGAACUUUGAAUCUCCCGUGAGCAAAGGCACCAGAAUACAAACCAUUUCCCAGUCUGUGCCCCAAACUGAUGUUGCAAGACCUGUCAACGCAACUCCUGUAACUUCAACCUCUUUAACGCCAGCUCCCUCCAUAUCAAGUGUACAGAAGCCAAGAAGUGAUCUUAUCACAAACAGAUACCCAAGUGUUGUGCACAGAAGUGCAAGCGAGCUCAGGAGAACAAAGCCCUACACACCAGUGACUUUCAAAAAGCGCACUGUAGAUGUUCAUUCUGAGCCUCUCUUCAGAAAAGCCACCCAGCAGGCAAGUCCAGAUGCCCUUGAGGCAGGGGCUCCUGUUUUUGUGGGACGUAGACCAUAUGCUACCAGGUAUUUUCUGGUUAAUGAAAAUGAGUCCCGCAAAAAAUCACACCGUUCUACCUCCCGACUCCAAAGGCAUUUCAGAAAGGAGGAAUCAGGAGACGUUAUUGAACUGUAUCCACGCAACGUCAGAAGAUACGUGGUCCGAACACCACACGAGAUCUAUUCCCCUCAUCCCAGUGAAGAUGAGGAUGAUGAAGAAGAACUUGGGAGAGAAUUCACAAACAGAUCCCAUCGCCCUCGCUCACUGUCUGAUCUUUGCCCAGCACCACGGUUUUACAUUGGGGAACGUGCUGAUGGCCACGUUCUUAUGAGCAAAGAUCUAGCCAGAGUGCAUUACAAAUCUUGGGAUGAUGGUUUUGAGCUAGACCUGGACAGGCCUCCAUAUGCUUACAAGAAAGUGCACUUAAACUAUCCUGAGCCACGUGUGAAACCAAAAUCAAAGCAAAAGCUGGAGCAAUCUCUAACAGAAUCUGAUUCCAUUUCCAUUGAAUCCAGCAGUGAUCCACAGAACAGCAGCAAUGACCAGUACAUCCAGGUCAUUCAUAGCAAGGACAAAUAUCCAAAACCUGGGACAAAGCUCACCAAAAAGAAAUCAAAACCCAGUGUUGAUCUAACUAUGUCUGAGCCUAAUGAACUGGUAUGCUCGAAUGUCUGA
Messenger RNA from Acanthisitta chloris (rifleman), 3387 nucleotides. RefSeq names its product transmembrane channel-like 3 (gene TMC3). Bases 1 to 3387 code for a protein of 1128 amino acids. The transcript has 23 exons. Gene Ontology annotation, cellular component: plasma membrane. Gene Ontology annotation, molecular function: mechanosensitive monoatomic ion channel activity. Lineage: Eukaryota; Metazoa; Chordata; Aves; Passeriformes; Acanthisittidae. The record is from RefSeq and is a predicted model, not a curated record.